GCCCCUUUGCUAAGGAAAGUAAAUAAGGUCCUUGAAGAAUUUUGCCUACGUUCCACCUUAACUACCACUCCGCGGGUGGGGCUGCUGCCUAGGGUGUGACUAGGCAAAUGUUACCCUAUGAGGUAGGGAAACGAGACCAGUCUGUGAGUGAAGGAUAGGGUAUCCCUGUUAGGGGCGUGGCUUGCGGAUCCUCGCUUUCCCGCCGACGGUUGGCCACGUCACGUGACAUGGGCUGGAAGAUGGCGUCUCCCACAGACGGGACGGAUUUGGAAGCAUCUUUGCUAAGUUUUGAGAAACUUGACCGUGCCUCGCCAGAUCUUUGGCCAGAACAGUUACCAGGUGUUGCUGAAUUUGCAGCUUCUUUCAAAAGUCCCAUCACAAGCUCUCCACCGAAAUGGAUGGCUGAGAUAGAGCGUGAUGACAUCGAUAUGUUAAAAGAACUGGGGAGUCUCACCACGGCUAACCUGAUGGAGAAGGUACGAGGCCUCCAGAACCUGGCCUACCAGCUGGGGCUGGAUGAGUCCAGAGAGAUGACAAGGGGAAAAUUCUUGAACAUUCUAGAAAAGCCCAAGAAGUAGCAACUGCUCAUGGACUGGUGUUCUGAAGACUGUAAUCAAGUUCCCUUCCACAUGCAACUCUGAUGUCCACCACCUGCUUCCUGGGGAAAGGCUGGAGACGGAGCUUCAGGACUGCCCUGGUCCUGGCCCCUGGCACCCUGCGCCUCUGAGGACAUUAGGUAGAAGAGGAGAGUCUGUUCUAACCAAGGACCAUUGCUGUUUGCUGCGUCUGCUCCAUAGCUCUGGACAUUGGUGACACAGGGCAUGCCAUUCUGAAAGGAGCUCUGGGAUCAUAUAGUUCCUUUAAUUCUGUAAUAGCACAGUUAGAAGUGACUCGUUGGUUGAAUGGGUUGUGUUGAGUUCUACUUGAUCUCUUAAGCAUUCAUGAUGUGGACAUCAGAGACCAACUAUGUUCCUAUGCAUCCUGACCUGUGACCUCUCCAAGAUCUGUGGAUUCCAUGACUUCCAUUCCAGAGGACACAUUAGGAUCUUGUUGAAAUGCACAUCUGCUUUUUGAAGUCCAUACCUCCAAUGACACUUCGGCCCUCAGCACUGUCCCGGUCCCCACCUCCCAGUCCCACUCGCAGGUCUGACUCCAAACAAGAACUCUUGCAGUGACUUUCCUGGGAUUAGCUGUAGAAUGAUUGGCUCAUGCUGUGUCACUUUGAGUCCUAGACCUUCAGACCAGUGAGAAGGUAACAGAAGGAACUCUGGGUAGUCUGUUACAUUUGUAAGGAAAAAAGUGGGAGGACAUGGUUGUGAGAGUCCCCACGUGACUGAAGACAGGAAGCCUGACUGACUGGUGUGCUAGCCAAUGGUAGUGGCAUUUGUCCCCUCCUUCCCCUCUCAGCCACUUAUCAGACGCUUUGCUUAUGUGAUAAGAACACACCCCACGAAAGUGUCCUGGCUUAACUACAACUCUCACAGAUUUUUUUUUAAUUUAUUAUUAUUAUUAUUUGCUAGUUGUAAAGUCUGAAAGUCUUGCCCAUGGGUAAAAUCAAUUAGGCCUUGUCUCUCACAUUUUGAAAAGUACAGAGAGUUCCUUGGGCAUUGUAGAAAGAAAAGCUCUGUGGCCAUCGUCUACUGGGAGUGUGGACACAGGAAAAGUUGUGGUCAAGUUUGUGGUCUUGUAUCUGUUAGGCCACAGUACUCUUGGGUCCACAGCAGAUCCCUUGACCGGUUUUUGACAUUUCUGCUUAAUGCCAGAAUUGAUGUUGGAUUUUUUUUCUCCCCUCAUUAAUGGUUUUGAUCAACACAUUUUACUUUUUGAAAGGAAAAGGCAAUGAAAUAUAUACCACAAAAUAUGAAUAUGAAAAGAUAUGUAUUCUGUUGGGUUACUCCCUACAAGGGCCAGUUGAUUUUAAGCUUAAGUCUAUAAUUGACAUUUUUCAAUCGCACUGAAUGCAGUUAAAGUGAGUGUGUACAAGUGGUCGGGAAAUAAUACCAUAAUGUCAAUUUUUGUUCUUCACUCUAUUUUUGAGAGUUGAUGGCAUCAGGCACUUUUCAGAGUUUGGGGACUGUGGAGAAUACUGGGCUAGCUCCCCAAACUAAUGCAAGUCUGUAAUAGGAAGCCAGGAGUUGGUGUUUUGAUCUGCUAUGGCCUCCUCCUGUAGUUCUAUUCACCAGCACUUAAUUAAUGUAAGUAGAUGUUUUAGACUUGUGGUAUUUAUUGUUUUGUAUUGUCAUCCUUAGAAAUAUUAAUGGUGUAUUUUUAUAUUGAUAAUAUAAACUUAUGUAUAGUAUGUAUAUGUAUUUUAGAAUGUUAGAGAUACUUUGUGUAUAAUGUUGUGUCUCCAUAAUAAAUAUGUCCCUUGUAUAAGA
Molecule: messenger RNA, 2378 nt
Organism: Apodemus sylvaticus (European woodmouse)
Lineage: Eukaryota; Metazoa; Chordata; Mammalia; Rodentia; Muridae
Gene: Lin52
Product: lin-52 DREAM MuvB core complex component
Exons: 6
Coding region: 228-578 (116 amino acids)
Biological process (GO): regulation of DNA-templated transcription
Cellular component (GO): DRM complex
Source: RefSeq, a predicted model, not a curated record